AUGUCUCUUAGAUCAGGAACAGGUCAGCUACACAACAUUUACGGGUCUCUAAGACCUAUGUUUAGAGCUGGUACUCUUCAAAGUGCAAGAUUUGUAUCUCAGACUUCUACUCACAAAAACAGUGCUGUGGCAUUCGACGCUGUAAACCCAAGUACUAAGAUGAGUGCUGAUGUAAAGGCUCCAAGUUCGGUAGCCUAUUUGAAGACCCUAUCUAAACCAGAACUUUUCUCUUUAGGUGUUAUUGGAUGUGUCACCACAAGUAAGCAUUUGUUGAACUUGGUUAUCGGAUUAUUUCCUUAUGUGCCUAUGUUCCUUAUCAAAAUAUUUGUUUCCAGGCUGUACUGCGGUGGUGAUAACGUCGAAGAAGUUAGACAAUGUGGUGAACGUCUGCAGAAACGUGGUAUCAGUAACAUGAUGUUGUCCCUAACUAUUGAGGAUUCCGAAGGUGUGAAGAACAUCGAUAUCAACCACAUCGUUAAGGAAACUAUUAGAUCUGUGCACGAAGUUUUGAAACCAAACCUUCUGAAUCAACUUGAAACUGCUGUCGAUGUUAACGAUGUAGCUCCCGGUUACAUUGCCUUGAAGCCUUCUGCGUUAGUGGCUAACCCAAGUCAAGUCCUUUUGAAUUUCAAGAAUCCUGCAUGGAAAGAACAGCGUGACCAAUUGGUUAACAACUGUGCUGCCAUUACUCAAACCGUUUACGACUUGAAUCAAGAGUUGUUGAAGAAAUACCCUACCAGAAAGGCUCCAUUCUUUGUUUCUACCAUCGAUGCUGAAAAAUACGAUUUACAAAACAGUGGUGUUUAUGAAUUGCAAAGAAUCCUUUUCGAAAAAUUUAACCCUGCAUCUAGUCCUAUUGUCUCUUGUAUUGGUACCUGGCAAUUGUAUUUAACCGAUUCUGCCGAAGAAUUGGAAAUUGAACGUCAAAGAGCUGAACGUGAAGGUUACAAGUUAGGUCUUAAAUUGGUUCGUGGUGCUUACAUUCACUCUGAACCUGAUCGUAAUGUGGUCAUUCAACCAUCAAAGGAAGCUUCUGAUAUUAACUACAACACUGUUAUGACUAAAGUAAUCCAAGAUCUAUCCUCUAACGGUAAGAAUUCAACCUACGGUCAUUUGGUGGUUGCAUCUCAUAACUACUACUCUCAAAUGUUGGCCACUGAAGAAUUGAAAGGUAAGGAAAACACCUACGGUAAAUGUAAUGUCGUGCUAGGUCAAUUGCUGGGUAUGGCUGAUAACGUUACCUAUGAUUUGAUAGAGAACCAUGGUGCAAAGAAUAUUAUCAAGUACGUUCCUUGGGGACCACCAUUAGAAACCAAGGAUUACCUAUUGAGAAGAUUGCAAGAAAACGGUGAUGCUGUUAGAGCUGACAAUGGUUGGCCAUUAGUGAAGUCCAUUGCCAAGUCUUUAUUCAGAGCAUGA
Messenger RNA from Zygosaccharomyces rouxii, 1419 nucleotides. It is a transcript of the gene PUT1, whose product is annotated as proline dehydrogenase. The transcript has a single exon. NCBI's taxonomy places the organism in Eukaryota, Fungi, Ascomycota, Saccharomycetes, Saccharomycetales, Saccharomycetaceae. Bases 1 to 1419 code for a protein of 472 amino acids. The record is from RefSeq and is a predicted model, not a curated record. Gene Ontology annotation, molecular function: FAD binding; proline dehydrogenase activity. Gene Ontology annotation, cellular component: mitochondrion.